Messenger RNA from Ceutorhynchus assimilis (cabbage seed weevil), 2940 nucleotides. The record is from the annotation of a GenBank genome assembly. NCBI's taxonomy places the organism in Eukaryota, Metazoa, Arthropoda, Insecta, Coleoptera, Curculionidae.
GCGGGGGGUGUCAUUUAUCGUUAUGUGUUCCUUGUCCGAUUAAAUUAAUCGGCGAGUUGCACCUCUUUACAAAAUAACCAAAAUUUUAAAUUUAGUUUAUUUAUUGAUUUGCCCGAAUCAUGAGUUGAAUCAAUUGUAGAAAUAGCUAUUGUUUAUUUAUAUUCCCCUGUUUGAUACAUAAAAGUAGUUGAAUCAUGAAGCUAGACACUGAAUACUUGGAUCAGGAACAUUUAAAUGGAUUCGAUAAUUAUAAGUACAAUUGCAAGGAUACCGGGCUCCUCAGUAUCUAUGUUAUGCAUCCGUUUUGGGAUUGGGUAGUACAGUAUUGUCCGAAAAACAUAGCUCCAAAUCUACUGACGUUCAGUGGUUUCCUCUGCACAGUCGCCAUGUAUCUAAUGUUUUGCAUUAUGGAUUAUGAUUUUACCGCAUCGGACAUUGAUCAUCCGGAAGUGGCAAAUUUACCUAGGUGGACGUGGUUUACUGCUGCUAUAUUAUUGUUCCUUGCAUACACAUUAGAUGGUAUAGAUGGUAAACAAGCCCGCAGGACGGGCACAAGUGGCCCUCUAGGGGAACUCUUCGACCACGGGUUGGAUUCGUACACAGCCGCCCUAAUCCCAGCGACAAUGUACUCGAUAUUCGGACGAGGGGCACGUUACAGUUUACGCCCCAUCCGUAUGUUUUUUACCAUGUGGAACGUUCUAUUCAAUUUCUAUUUGUCUCACUUUGAAAAAUACAACACCGGCGUCAUGUUUCUGCCGUGGGGCUACGAUUUUACUAUGUGCGGUAUGAUUGUAGUGUUUUUUAUUACCGGAGUUGCUGGCUCAAAUUUAUGGCAAUACAGUCUACCAGGAGGAAUAACCAAUGGUUUAAUAGUAGAAGUAGUACUUUAUAUUUCUUCAACGUCCACUAACUGGCCCAUGGUGUUUUCUAAUAUUUACAAGUCGUACAGAGAUAAAACGGGCCAUAUGAGGACUUUUCCGGAAGCUGUGAGACCGCUCAUACCUCUGGUUGGAGUGUUUUCUAUCACUCUAUUGUGGGUGAUGACGAGUCCGUGGGAUAUCUUGGACCGAGAUCCUAGGGCUGUGUUUUUGUUAAUGGGAACAAUAUUUUCAAACAUAUCGUGUCGUCUAAUCGUUGCCCAAAUGAGCAGCACCAGAUGCGACUGGUUCAAUUGGAUGCUUGUUCCCACAUUAUUAGCCAUAUUGGUAUCUGUAGUGAGUCGCCUUGCCAGCUUAGAAUUAUCGUUACUGUACCUGUUGUGUCUGGGUACCUCUAUUGCUCAUAUCCAUUAUGGAACUUGUGUGGUUCGUCAAAUGUGCAGACAUUUUAAUAUCAAUUGUUUCACAAUAAAGAAGCAUUUAGAUUGACAUGAUGCCGACAACGCGUGAUCGACUCGAGGAUCAAGUGUUGUCCCUCGGAACCCUAUCGUUUUUUUUUUAUUCGGUUGUUUUUAGUUUUGUUACUUGCCCCAAUGGUUUUUGCUGCUAAUGUUGACAAUAGCCCAAAAUUGUACUAGGGCCUUAGUACGAUAAUUGCUCAAGUUUAAUUUAGUGUAGUCACCUGUUUUUUAAUAUUAAACAGGAUCUAUUCUCUAACCUGGCUAGCCUGAACCAUUGUUUUUUUUUUUAUGUAUAUAAUCUUAUGUAUACUUUUUUUUUGUAAGUAUGUUUUCAUACUAUAUUAUUAUUGUUUUUAAGUACUAACAUUUGUUUUCCCAUUUUUGUAGCCAAAGUUACUACUAACACAUUUCGGGAUUAUCUGAUCUUUAGGUUGUGAUUUUUAUUAUUCAUUAUUUUUUUUUUUGUUGUUAAAUCUUACACUCUACAAUAUUUUGAACAAAAUAACCUCAAGAAUUAUGAAUUUUCUUCUAAAAUCAUUUUACUAGAAGCCACAUUUGCUGUGGUUCAAACUCAAAAAAAUGAUUGAGAAAUUGUUGAUUUGCCAAAUUAUGGUGUGCAAUAAGGGCAGUUAGGUAUUAGCUUUGUUCCAGCCCAGCUGGGAAAUGUACAUUUCACCGUCAGGAUUCUGCGCAAAACGUAAAAUUUGUGCGUAGAAUCCGAAAUUCGUAUACAAAGUGCUUCCGAAACCAUUCUUGGGAGAGAUAAUGAAUGGAUUUUAGUGACUUUCCCAGUAUCCAUAUAUAGAUUACUCUGUUUUUGUAUCAAAUUUACUCAAUCAAUAGCUCUCUAUGAAAACUGUCGUGCACAAUACAAAUGUAUGAUAAAGUCUUGAGCCAUGAUUUCAAGCUAUCGGCUCGAAAAUGUUGCCAAGGAAUGGAAUAUUCAAGGACUUUGUAAAAUUCUCCAUCCAUAUUUUUCAGAUACAACCAAAUAACUGAGAUCUUUGAUUUCUCACGUCUAACUUAACUGCACUAAAAAUAUUAGCAAUUUUUAUUGUUCAAAAUACUGUAAAUGGUAAAUUUUGAUUUUUUUUUUUUGGGUUUAAACUUCGGGGGACUUAACUAGUUCUGAAAAGUGUUGAUUCCAAAAAUAAUUUGCAUUUAGAGAGGCUGUAUGUAAUGACAUUUUAUUUAUUUUCUCUAUAUUUAGGGAAUAAUUAUUAUUGUAAUUUCUUGUACAAUAAGUGAUUCUCUUUUUAUAAGUCGAUUUUGGUGAAUAUUUAUCCUGCGCAUUUUCAUGGGUUGAAUUUUAUAUACUGUGCCAUAUUAGGAUUAGAUCUGACAAGUGAAGGCUUGAAAAUGCGCGGGAGUACUCAAAAAUUUUCAUACUAAACUACUUUUUAGUGUAGGGUUUACAAAUUGCUAUCUAGGCCAUUUAAUCACUUUUACACAGUUAUUAAAUAGCCUGAAGUUAGUCUUGAUCAAAAUAAUGACAAUUAUUUUUAUUCGAUAUUAUUUGUUUAAGUAUACUUUUUUUGCCAGUAGUUAUGUUCUGUAUAAUAUACAGAUUUUUUUUAAUUGUUUAAAACAUUGUGGGUAAU